AAGGAAAAGCAAUUUUGCUUCUCCACUUUCAACUGAGAACAUGGAAUUCACCGCUGAAGUAGGGUUCACCAUACUUUAUUUCAUAACAAUGGUCGUGGCGUUGCUUGGCAACACGUUGCUGAUAUACAUUGUGUGGAGAAAGCCUGAGACAAGAAGUCUGACAAGUUUCUUGUUCGUUAACAUGGCAGUGGCUGAUCUAAUGGUUGUUGUUUUUCAGAUGCCAAUUAACUUCGUUAAUCUGCAUGUAUCAGAAAUUCCCUCCGAGGUCGGUUACUUUUCGUGCAGAUUCCUUUACUACCUCGUCAACAUUACGAUGACGGCGUCCAUCUUUAGUCUUGUUGUCAUGGCAUUUGAUCGAUACUUUGCCGUUGCACAUCCUUUUAGGCAAAGCAUUUGGUUCAGGAAAGCCAAACUAAGUAUUCCGUUCAUAUGGAUCUCAUCAGUAGCUUUGAUGGCGAUCACUCCUUUUGCCUUUAAGCUGGAGAAUGGACGGUGCUAUUUUGCAGAGGACAAGAUGCUUCCACUGGCCUUCUGGACGUAUCUCCUUCUUAUCAGUUACAUACUUCCUCUCGCUGUCAUCUCUGUUCUGUACUUCGCAAUUACCCGCAGAGUAUGGUUUCACGAAAUUCCUGGGCAACAAGAAAGCAUUCGAGACCAGCCACAGGGUCAAAUCCCAAAGAAGAGAGUCAUCCGAACGCUCAUCAUCAUAGUGGUGGUGUUUGCUCUUUGCUGGCUUCCCCUUCAAGUAUUCCAAAUGGACUUCGCGGUGCGAAACAUGCUCACGGACUGGCAUCCCAUUUCUAUCUACUUCUCUUAUUGGCUCAGUCAGGCUAACAGUGGAAUAAAUCCCUGGUUAUAUAUCGGCCUGAAUGGAAAAAUGAAGGCAGCCUUCAGCAAAAUGAUUCGAUGCCGCCAAGGAGAGAGUGGUCGGAGAUACAAGGCAUCCACUUCAACUUUACCUCGUGAGUCAGCAGGAAGCACACGUUUGUAGUCCAAGUUGUGAAACCAGUUCGAAACCUGCAGAAUCAAGUCAAGCCUAGUGUAGAUAGCGUUAUAAAUGCUAAGUUGUGUAUACACUAAAGAAGGUUUCGAGCUGAAGUCAUCAUAUUGCAAUAGGUGCUA
Messenger RNA from Pocillopora verrucosa, 1122 nucleotides. RefSeq names its product allatostatin-A receptor-like. Gene Ontology annotation, biological process: G protein-coupled receptor signaling pathway. NCBI's taxonomy places the organism in Eukaryota, Metazoa, Cnidaria, Anthozoa, Scleractinia, Pocilloporidae. Gene Ontology annotation, molecular function: G protein-coupled receptor activity. The record is from RefSeq and is a predicted model, not a curated record. Gene Ontology annotation, cellular component: membrane.